Messenger RNA from Zea mays, 1882 nucleotides. Its product is annotated as putative O-glycosyl hydrolase family 17 protein. Bases 362 to 1618 code for a protein of 418 amino acids. Gene Ontology annotation, biological process: carbohydrate metabolic process. Lineage: Eukaryota; Viridiplantae; Streptophyta; Magnoliopsida; Poales; Poaceae. The transcript is spliced from 3 exons. The record is from RefSeq and is marked provisional. Gene Ontology annotation, molecular function: hydrolase activity, hydrolyzing O-glycosyl compounds.
AAGGCAUGCAGGCAAGUUCGGCAACGCAAGAGACCCGAUACCAUUCCCCCUCGGCGGCCACCAUUCCAUUCUUGGCAAGCUAGCCACCCCCACCCAGCCCGGCCGAGCAAGCAACCGGCCACCUCGCCGGCGAGCGUGCGUGCGGGGGAGAAGUACUAAUUAACCGCGCGCGCGAUCCAUCCAUGGCCGUGCCGCCGCCGUGCCCCGCGCCCCACGCAACGUGCCCCGCACGCCGCCCGCCUGCUCUAAUGCCCGCGCGCCUCGCUGCGACCACGCCUUCCACUUCCACCGCUUGCGCCUCUCGCCACCGAGCUCCUCCUCGCUGCUGCUCCGCCAGUUGGACUGGGAGGCGACGGCGGUGAUGGCGCCGCCGCGGUGGAAGUCCGGCGACGGGCGCCGCCGGCUCCUGCUGCUCCUGUGCUGCUGCCUCCUCGCCUUCCCCUGCCACGCUCAAGUACUCACCAACAACAAUAUCUCCCACCGGUCCGAUCAAGGCGGCAUCCACUCGUUUGUGGGCACGUACGGCAUCAACUACGGCCGCAUCGCCGACAACCUGCCGCCGCCGGAGGUGGUGGUGCGGCUGCUGAAGCUGGCCCGGAUCCGCAACGUGAAGAUCUACGACGCCGAGCACAAGGUGCUGGACGCGUUCCGUGGCACCGGGCUGAACCUCGUGGUGGCCAUCCCCAACGAGUUCCUCAAGGACAUGGCCGCCAACCCGGCCAAGGCCAUGGACUGGCUGACCGAGAACGUGCAGCCGUACUACCCGUCCACGCGCAUCGUCGGCAUCACCGUGGGCAACGAGGUGCUGGGCGGGCAGGACGCGGGGCUCGCCCAGGCGCUCGUCGGCGCCGUGCUCAACGUGCACGACGCGCUCAAGAUGCUCCGGCUGGACGCCAAGAUCGAGCUCUCCACGCCUCACUCGGAGGCCGUCUUCGCCAACUCCUACCCUCCCUCCGCCUGCGUCUUCCGCAACGACCUCAUGGUGUACCUCCGCCCGCUUCUCGACUUCUUCUCCAAGACCGGCGCGCCCUUCUACGUGAACGCCUACCCGUUCCUCGCCUACAUGAGCGACCCGUCGCACAUCGACAUCAACUACGCGCUGUUCAAGCCAAACGCCGGCAUCGUGGACCCCAAGACCGGCCUGCACUACAACAACAUGUUCGACGCGCAGGUCGACGCCGCCUACUUCGCGCUCGAGGCCGCGGGCUACUCGGGCAUGGAGGUGCGCGUGGCGGAGACCGGCUGGGCGUCCGCCGGUGACGCCACGGAGGCCGGCGCCAACAUGGAGAACGCCAUCACGUAUGACCGAAACCUUCGGAAGCGGCUGUUCCUGCGCAAGGGGACGCCCUACAGGCCCGACCGGGUGGCCAAGGCCUACAUCUUCGCGCUCUUCAACGAGGACCUCAAGCCGGGACCCACCUCCGAGCGACACUACGGCCUCUUCAAGCCCGACGGCAGCGUCUCCAUUAACAUCGGUCUCAAGGGGCUUCUGCCGUCAUCGGCACCGCCGCGUCCUCUCGUGGCCUUCAAGAGAGCCGGAGCGUGGGGCUGGAUUCUACAAUACUCGGCUGCGCUUCUUCCGUGUACAUUGUUUUCUCUAGCAUUGUUAGGGAUAUGAACGCAGAUUAGCACCUGCAUGCCUGCUCGCUGUAUAGUGUGUUAGAUCCAAGCUUCAUGGACUGGAAGCUAGCCCGUGGCGCUUACGAGGGGCUAGUAAGCUGCUCCAGGACAAGUGCAUGCAGUUUACUACAAAUUAUCUUCGUAGCAAAAUCGCGCUAUUGCGAAUCUCUCAAUUCAGGGUUCGGAGAUGGUUAAGAAUUCUAGUAGUAUACCAAAUUUCCGAAUAAAUCAAUCAAAAGCUAAACCUCAUGUUUCAUUGUUC